AUGUCUAAAUUCAUACAAAUACUACAUUUCGCUAUAUUAGUAAUACUGGUGCGUGACGUGCACUCCCAAUGCGGUUACAGCCGGUGCCGUACUUACGACCAAAAUAAGCUGAACAUACAUCUCAUACCCCAUAGCCAUGACGACGUGGGCUGGCAUUUCUCGCCGGACGGCUACUACGACCAGUCUGUCCACAAAAUCAUCACUAAUGUCGUGAGGGAACUACAGGUGAGCGCCGACCGGCGGUUCACUCAAGUGGAGGUGUAUUUCUUUCACCGGUGGUGGACUAUGCAGACUAAUGAGACCCGGGAUGUGGUCAGGAAACUAGUCAAUGAUGGACAGUUGGCUUUUAUUAAUGGUGGUUGGACGGUCAAUGAUGAGGGUACCGCUCAUUAUAAUGAUAUUAUCGAUCAAAUGACCUUGGGCUUAAAAUUUUUAAAAUCCGAAUUUGGCAAAUGUGGUAUGCCCAAGGUAUCAUGGCAAAUCGAUCCAUUUGGUGUGUCCCGUGAGAUGGCCUCACUGUACGCGCAAAUGGGGUUCGACGGUCACGUACUCAACCGCGGGAUACACCCACAGGGCGACUACAUAUGGCGGGCGUCCGACGAUCUAAACACUAAAAUAUUCUCCACUGUAUUGCAUAAACACUAUUCGGCGCCAAAUGGGUUCAAAUUUGAGCUAGCUGAAAACCAAAUUAACGAAAGCAACGUGGUGGCCAAAGUGACCGAGUUCGUACGCGUGUCGCGCGAGUGGAACACAAAUUACGGCUCCAAAAAUCACGUGCUAAUGACAAUGGGCGAUGACUUUCAGUACGUAGAAGCAGCUAGGUGGUUUACGAAUAUGGAUAUACUGAUCAAGGAGAUUGGCAAGAAUUAUUCGGAUACUAUUAAUAUAUUUUAUUCGUCGCCCGAUUGUUAUGUGCUGGCUAUGAAUGAGGCUAAUCGAACGUAUGGGGAAAGGGGUGCUGUGGACUAUUUUAAUUAUUGGGUCGGCUACUAUAGUAAUAGGCCGGCUCUCAAAUAUAAUGAUCGCAUUAAUAACAAUUUGCUCCAGGCGAGUAAACAGCUGGAGGUGUUGGCCCAGUUGGACCCCAUCAAGACCCGAGUGGUGUUGGACGAGGCCCGUAAUGAACAGGCAGUGAUGACACAUCACGACGCCAUCACCGGUACGUCGCCCCAGAAUACGUCCGACGAGUACUCGAGUCGACUGUUCAACGGCUUUACCGCCAGCGCUCGGGUUGUACGGAAAGCCUACAGUUAUCUGAAGUCUAAAGACUCACAAAAAUCGGUCGAUUUGUCGGACGUUUUCUGCGAUUCACUGAAUAUAACGGAUUGCAGUCUAACGGAGACUAACGACAGGAUUGCCGUCACUGUCUAUAACCCGAUCGCCCGACCCGUCGAACAUUAUGUUAGGGUACCGGUGGUGGAGGGCGUGUAUAAUGUUUUUGAUGUCAACGGACAAGCGGUUAAAGUUAAGGCAUUGCUUCCGGUGUCCGAUGCUGUGAAACAACUGCCCGAAAGGAAAGGUAGUCCCGGAACGCAUGAGUUGGUGUUUAAUGCAGAGCUACCGGCGCUCGGGUACACCACAUAUUUUGUGGAAAAGGAGAAUAAAAGUGUUAAGGCUCAAAUAUCGGUAGCAAAAGUCACAAAAUUAAACAAAGCAAAGGGAACACCCAUUGAGAUGAAAGGCAAAUCAUUUACACUGCAAGUGGACGAGACUACCGGUGCCAUACAAUCCAUAACCGUAAACGGAAAGACACAUUCACUGAAACAGUCGUUCCUAUGGUAUCAGUCUAUCGGCCGUAACGGCACACCCGGUAUCGAGGACUCCGGUAGCUAUAACUUCUGCCCCAACGGUACGGCCCAUAGUUUCGGCGCCCAAACCCUACUGUCCCAACACCGGGACGGAGGGGUACACCAGCUUAACCAACGGCACUCGGAGUACGUUCGCCAAACGGUACGUACGUAUGAGGAUCGGGACUACAUCGAGUUGGACUGGACGGUGGGUCCCAUUCCCGUGGACGACCACUUCGGCAAAGAGAUUAUCACGAGGUUUGAGACGGACUUCCGUACGGAACGGGUGUUUUAUACGGACGAGAACGGGAGGCAAACCAUUCGGCGCCAGUUUAACGAGUCGUCCACUCUUUGCAAUAAUAAUACAAUUUCCGGCAAUUAUUACCCCAUUUUCAGCCGGGCGUUCAUUCGCGACGAUAAACAGGAUUUACAGCUAACUGUCCUCAACGACCGAACUCAGGGAGGGUCGUCCCUCACUGAUGGAGUACUGGAGCUCAUGGUUCACCGGCGCCUACUAUAUAAGGGAAUGGGAGGCACACUAAUCAUCAAUGAGCCGGGUGUUGAUGGCCGUGGACUCGAAGUGCGAGGCAAGCACUACAUAUUUCUGUCACCGGUAGCCAAAUCGGCGCAACUCGUACGGAACCUAUCGGAGCAGCUGUUUAUGGCACCGGUAGUCACGUUCGAUAAAUAUACGACUCGUGAGGAAUAUUCCCGGAAAUACACGACUAGUGUCUCAGGUGUCGGGGAAUCACUGCCAGAAUCAGUGCAUUUGUUAACACUGGAGAAGUGGGCGGACAGGGAGGUGUUGGUCCGCUUUGAGCACAUGUAUGAGUCGUCCGAUAAUACCUCGUUGUCUGCGGAAGUGUCGUUUGAUUUGCAAAAAGUGUUGAAAACAUUAAAAAUUGUGAAUUCAGUUGAAAUGAAUUUAGCGGCCAAUGAGUGGUUGAAUGAAACGAAACGUUUGGUUUGGAAAUCAAAUGCCGAUACAAAUGGUGAGGAUAUGAGUGGUGGUGUCGGUGCGGGAACUGGCGGUGACCUAACUGUGCAAUUAAAGCCGCAACAGAUCCGGACGUUUAUACUGACCGUCGAUAAUGAGUACCACAAAGAGGUUUAUCAAACCAAGUGA
Messenger RNA from Oppiella nova, 2913 nucleotides. NCBI's taxonomy places the organism in Eukaryota, Metazoa, Arthropoda, Arachnida, Sarcoptiformes, Oppiidae. The record is from the annotation of a GenBank genome assembly.